AGAAUGUCGCCAGCAGCAGCUCUCAGUUGUAGAAAUGGCAGCGCUGAGACAGGAGCAUCGGUAUGGGCUCUCCUGUGCUAAAAUCAACAAAAACACCCCGAAUCAAACUCUGUACCACGUCAAGCUCACUGACACCGCCAUCCGGACCCUCGAAGCCUACCAGAACUUGAAGGCAUCACUAUCAAAUCAGCCAGCAAUUUGCUUCAAGGGGAGCCAAGGGUACAUAAAGAUCCCCGCACCGACCCCCGAGUCUCCAGAUGGAUUCAGAGUCUUCUCAUUUUACCUAUCCAGUGACAGCAAAGACAAGCCUCAGUCCAGCUUUGACUGCAUUCAUCAGUAUGUCUCAGGGGAGGGCAGGGACCACCUGGAGGGCCAGGGGAGCAUUCAGGACAAGAUCACAGUCUGCGCCACAGACGACUCUUAUCAGACGACCCGAGAGCGCAUGUCUCAGGUGGAGAAGGACAUCUGGAGCCGUUCAGCAAUUGAGAUCAAGCCGGGCCCAAGCAAGUGUGUGAAGGUCCAGCGGAAGCAAGGUCUGGUGUCAAGCUCAGAUAGCAACAACAAGCACUCCCCCAACAACAAGAGGAGCCUGGUUCCCAGCCCUGUGGCACACCGGCCUUUGAGGGAUCGCAUCAUUCAUCUGUUGGCCUUAAAGCCCUACAGGAAACCUGAGCUGCUGCUGUGGCUGGAUAGGGAGCGGGCAACUCCAAAGGACAAGGCUGACCUGACCUCAGUACUGGAAGAGGUUGCUAAACUGAGCCCUAAAGACCACAGCUACUCUCUGAAGGAUGAGCUCUACAGACACGUCCAGAGAGACUGGCCUGGAUAUCUAGAAGAGGAGAAGCAGCUCAUCCACCGACUCUUGAUCAGGAAGCUUCAGCCACUCCACAGCAGCCAGCUGAAGAGUCCCCAGUCCAACCAUUCAUUCCACAAAACUCCCGGGGAUUCUCCUUCACAGCUCAGUCCUGCCAAAACUCUCUCUGUGAAACGCCCAUCAGCUUUGGACCCAUCCAACAUUCAAACCCCCAAAAGACAAAGGCUAUUAGACAAGUGCCAGCCUCUGCAGUCGCCCUCCCAUGCUGACUUUGGCACCAGUGGGGCUCGUAGCUCCUCUAGUCAUGGAAACUCUAGCGGACACAUUAAAACGGAGUUUGACAAAACCAACAAUCAUCUUCAGGGGAGCCCAAACGGUCUGUACUCGCCACACAAACUCAGCGGGUCAUCCACGGUUCCCAAAGCGGAGAGGACUGAAGCAGCUCUGACUGCACCCACCGCCAAGCCUCCGCAUACUGAAACCUCCAUGUGCAAUGACCAGCAGUUCACCAAUAGCCAACAUAAAAAGAAAAGAUCCAAAAAACACAAAGACAAAGAAAGAGAACGCCUGAAAGCAGACUGGAUAGAAACUAGCCCAGACCUGAAGCAGAAUCAAGAAAAUCUCCAAGGCCAUGAGGGAGAGAAAACACCUGUUAGCUGUGGCACAGCAGAGGAUCUGCCUGAUUAUUUAACAAAAUACAGCACCAUAACUGCGCUGGAGCAACGUCAGAAGUAUAAUGAGGACUUCUGCGCCGAGUACGAUGAAUACAGAGCUCUUCAUGACCGGAUUGGGGCUAUAACAGAGAUGUUUGUUCAGUUGGGCUCAAAGAUCAACACUCUCUCUCCAGGAACACAAGAGUACAAGCUUAUGGAGGAACAAAUACUACAGAAGUAUCGCAAGUACAAAAAAAAGUUUCCUGGCUAUCGGGAAGAGAAAAAGCGAUGCGAGUACCUCCAUAAGAAACUGUCGCAUAUCAAAGGCCUGAUCACAGAAUAUGACAGAGCGCAGGGACUCUCGUAGUGAUCGGCCUCGGCCCUUCGGCAGGGUGUAAUACGACUGGACCAAAAGACUCGUAACGGACCCAAAGACUGCCCGGAUGGGUCCUGAAGCCGCUGAGACACUAUUCACUUUACUCCUUGGUCUUGAUGUAAUCAAGGAGCGAGGUUCUUUUUUUUCUUUUUCUUUUUUUUCCCAAAAAGCGGGCCGAGACCACGGACUCAUGAUCCGAUGUUACCCUUUGACACCAUCUGGUUUACAGCUGUGAUUGCCGCUGGAUUCUUUCUGCUGUAAAACGUGACACGGUGAAAGCCAAUGGGUGUGAUCAUUCCUGCCUAAAAAUUCUCCUUUAUCCCAUCUGAACUAAAAAAACCUUAAAAAAAGUGUUGAUUUUUAAGUAUUAAAAGUGAUGGUACAAUCAGUCCUAGAGGGGAAACAAAUGCUACUAAAGUCUUUAUAUUUAAAAAUAGAGAAAUUUAUGUGCUUUUUGCUGAUAGAAAGUCAAAUGAUGAUUGAUCAGUCAGUGAUCAGAUCCCAUAUUGACAGCGUUAGGACCGUGCCAUGAACAGUUUCUCUCUUUAGACUAGAUCAUAAUUUACUAAUUAAUUUAUAUUUCAUUACGGCGAGACAACAACAACACAAGACACCUUUUCUGCAGGAUUGAGACCCUGAAAAGUCGAUUUCUCUUUAAAAUCUGCUUCUUUGGGCUUUUUCAAUGAUGGAUUUUGUCCUGUAGCUUUCUGCUAGCGUCCUGUUUCAUUUCUGAGAAAUGUUGAAAUGCCACAAAACGACUCCUCGCAGUGCUAUAACGCUGGUUUUUUGAGAAAGUGCUUGUGCACAGUUUGUGUCACUUUCACCCACAUGUAGCCUACAGUACCAAGAACUGCCUUUUAGUGUCUAGUGAGGAAAAAAACAACUAUUGAUUCAGAAAUCUCUCCCAAUUUAUUUUGUGACAGGUUUACUGACAUACAUGAUCAUGCUGUGUUUACACCUUGGUUAUUUAAAAAAAAAAAUGGGGUGAGAGCAUAAUUCACUUGAGUGGGUGUUACAUUUUGAUAUUAUUCUGCUGAAUGCGACAGCAAAGCCUUUAAAAAUUUUACUGUUUAAUUGUUAGCCCCACAGGGAGUAUGGCACUGUAGGUCGCUCACUAAGUUCAAACCACUCUGGUACGGCUGCGUGUAAAGAGCAGACUGACCUCUAGUGGCUGCUGGCGAGACUUUUAGAUGUUUUCAUUUAACCACCACCUGCCAUUUUAUUUCACCUGAAUUAGCCUAAAGUGGAAAUAAGCAGAUCAGAUUUCAGUAUUCUCUGGACAUUUGCAUCAGUGUAGCUAUGCUAACAACUGUUGUCUUAAAGGUGGCUAAAAAUGAUAGAAUGAAGCCAAUAUUUGCCUUGACAUGUACAUUAUGUCUGACAUUUCCACAAUCCUGGUACCCCAGUUCUGAAACUGUCUCGGCUUAACCAGCUCAGGCUGUUUCUGUAAAUGUCUUUUUAGUUUGAAGGAUAGCUCAGUUACUGGAUAGGUGUUGUGCAGCAGUUGUCUUAUCUGUGUUGUUUUUCUAUUUUUAGCUUCAUUUGUCAUUUCGUUAUCUGUCAGAUAAUCACGUCCAAUCCUAGCAAGCACCACUAUCAAGAGGAAUAUUUGCAGAAAUCAUUACAAAACCAAGGUCCUCUUGAUUCUGUCAGUGCAAAUAGACAGUGGGGUCUUUUGCUGUUUUGCAAUCAAAUGAACUUUUUUGUUUCUUUUCAGUACUCUGGUAUAUUUGAAGGAUUUUAGACUAGUAACAUUUCCUCUGUCUCGGCACAUAUGAAAGUUUCCAAGAAAGAUACAUUUAUCUGCACUGAUGAUUGGGGAAGGGGAAAAUUGUAAGCCCAGGAAGCACCAGCUUUGAACAUUCAGUAUUACCAGAACUAGAUUCCUUAAGCCCCAGUAAACCCAAAGGGAUCUUUUAGUUAAUGUGCCUGGUUGGUUAUCUUCUCAGGACCAGAUCUCUUUAAGAUUUACUGGUUUGAGCAACCAAGCAAAUACGCAAAAAACACCUGUCGCAUUUGUGCUGGUACUAGAAAAAAGCAGCAGAUGCUUCAGUGGUAAUAAAGCACAAGGGGCUCUUAAAAAUACAAAACAGUUUAUUUGUAUUUGGCACAAGAAAGGUACUAAAAUGUUUCUACUGAUGGCAGGAUGGAGCACCAGCUAGAUCGCAAGAGUUUAAAGUCGCAAUUUAACUAUAUCUAUUAAAUGAAGGGCUUCACACUUACAAAUAAGAACAUUUUACAAUGAUCAAAUAAACCGUAGAAGAGGUGAAACUUCCUGGGCAAAAUCACAGUAUCAUGAAGAUAAAUGUUCCAUUUGUUUAAAUGUGUUUUUGGCAAACCACACCUUUGAGUUUUUAAGGUGCUUUUCAAGUGCUGUCUGUUUUUUUGUACUGUCACAGUAGCUAACUACUAAAGGUGCCUUUUAUUGAAAGAGCAGAGUGAUUCUACAUAUAACCAUCAUUGGUAUUCUGGAAAAAGGAAACUUGGGGCUGCAGUAUUUAUAAAUUUGUAGUUUAACACUGUGCCACUUUUCAAAGUGCUUUUUUCAUCUUUUUUUCCUUUUUUUUUUUGAUAAAGUUAAUCUCAGAUGCCUUUUGAAAUGCAUAACUAUUCCAGUUAUGACAAGCUGGAUUUUUCAAAAUUAUAGAAGCUGCUUGAUAUUUGCUCACAUGUGCAUUUGAAAGAACAGCCUGGACUUUAUGUUUUGGUUUUGAUUCCAACCUGGCAACCCACUUCCACAUAUUAUUUGGUACUGGCAAAAAAAGCAAUCAUAAAAUGUGAAAUGACCCUUUUUUCUUCUUCUUCUUUUAGAAAUCACUGCAUUUGAUCUAGCUAGGAGAGCAAAUGUAUUUAUUAUGUUCUGUGUUUGUUCUUUUAUUGAGUUCAUCUUUGCAUAGUUUGUUCAUUCUUUACACAGCAAAACCCAAGUACGGUGAAAGGGAAACAGGAUAUAUUUUUGCAAUUUUUGAUUGUGGAUGCGUUAUCAUGUCAUCCUCUUGAGAAAAGCUUUCAAGAAAAAUGUGUAUUGUCUCGGUGAAAUUGAAAAAUAAAGGU
Pelmatolapia mariae (spotted tilapia) is the source of this 4897-nucleotide messenger RNA. Its product is annotated as RNA polymerase II elongation factor ELL. Lineage: Eukaryota; Metazoa; Chordata; Actinopteri; Cichliformes; Cichlidae. The transcript has 12 exons. Gene Ontology annotation, cellular component: transcription elongation factor complex. The coding region runs from base 35 to 1834 and encodes 599 amino acids. The record is from RefSeq and is a predicted model, not a curated record. Gene Ontology annotation, biological process: transcription elongation by RNA polymerase II; snRNA transcription by RNA polymerase II; positive regulation of transcription elongation by RNA polymerase II. Gene Ontology annotation, molecular function: cis-regulatory region sequence-specific DNA binding.